Messenger RNA from Aphanomyces astaci, 941 nucleotides. RefSeq lists its product as hypothetical. The transcript is spliced from 2 exons. The record is from RefSeq and is a predicted model, not a curated record. Bases 9 to 881 code for a protein of 290 amino acids. NCBI's taxonomy places the organism in Eukaryota, Oomycota, Saprolegniomycetes, Saprolegniales, Verrucalvaceae.
CUGGAGAGAUGAAGGCGUUCGAGUGUGCGGUCAUCGGCAACGGGGAUAUCUUUGGCUAUGGAAUUGAAAGCAAUCAGCGAGUAACCGAUCUGAAGAUUGCGAUCAAGAAGUACAUGGGGUUUAAGUGUGAUUUGCAUGAAUUCACGCUUUUCCUGGCGCAGUCAAGCGACGGCAACUGGCUCAAGGCGACCGACCCUGAUGUGCCGAUGCUCAAAGCUGGCAAGAUACCUCGUCGAAUCAAGCAAUUGAUGACUCAAGACAACAAGAUGGAGGAAGGAGCUCUAUUGAGCACAUUCAACCUCCCUGAAGGGAAGUUGAAUGUCGGCGACAUCCACAUGCUGGUGGCCGGGGCUCAUCGCGUAAAGAUAUUAUGCGCGAUCGUUGGGAUCGACGACAUCGUGCCAAUGAAGAUCGAUGAGCGCGACUGCGUCGUGCACCUGAAGCAGGCGAUCAUGAAGUGCAUGGAGUUUCGAUUUCAUUGGUCUGAGCUGAAGUUGUACGUCGCCAAGGUUAACGGCGCCUACUGGCUCCGGUCGAAUAAUCCUGGUGUGGCCAAGUUGAAGGCGGGUAUGAUCUCGAGUGAAAUCAAGCGAAUGAUGACGGACGUGGCGGAGAUGAAGGGGGAAUAUGAAUUGAGCGAAUUCCACUUCACAGACGACGACGAAAGGGCCCAGCGGACGACAAAUCCAUGUGAUUGUGGACCUUCCAGCGCACGCCAAGGCCUAUUACGCUCGAAACGCUCGAAACGCUCGAUACGCUCGACAGGAAAAACCCGUGGUUGGGCAAGGGAUCACGUCGAUUUCAUGGUCUACUGCCUGGCGUUGGCUGUUGACAAUACUACCGCAGACUUGUUUGUCGCCAAAGGAGUAAGUUUAGCGUGAGGGGGCAUACGCUUGUGUGAUGUAUUCGGAACAUAUUUCAAUGAAUUCUUUUUGCUGGAA